AUGUGGCCCCAAACUUUGAUCCAACAAGGUCAAGAUGGAUCGAUUGCACGUGGUGAAGGUCGGUGCGAACAUUCUAAAAAAGCUAAUAACCAGUAUGUCGAAUCUCUACAAGUUGACAACGAAAUGUGUGACGCGAGUCUUGCAAUGAGAUAUUGCCACGAGAAGACUACUUGCAGACAACUAAUUAAGAACUAUUGGCCAGGUUUAAGAUGGUCGGUUACAUUGAAAAGCAAUGGAGAAACCAUAAUGGAGAAGAAAGUACAGCAGGGGAUCCUCCAAGGUGAUCUCAAACUCCUUGCCACCGACGAGGAUAUCAUGAAAGCUGUGGUUGAAGAAGUCCAGAAAUUUUUUGAAGUAGUAGAGUUAGAGGUGUAUUCAGCAAAAUCAGCCACUGAUAAUGAGAUAUACGACGAUAAGGCGAUGCUUUAA
Thelazia callipaeda (thelaziosis nematode) is the source of this 429-nucleotide messenger RNA. The record is from the annotation of a GenBank genome assembly. NCBI's taxonomy places the organism in Eukaryota, Metazoa, Nematoda, Chromadorea, Rhabditida, Thelaziidae.